UUUUGUGGCCGAAUUAGCCCCAUCGCGGCUGUAAUGGCCGAUUCCACCGCGCACCCGCCGGCGGCGGUGGAUCAGCGAGUCCAGCGGCUGGCUACCCGCGCGUCCAUCGCACUCGCCGCUGCGGCUACGCUCUUCCUUGUGUACCUCGUCCGGCACGCCUCCACCUCCUGCUUCCCCGCGUCCCACACCAUCUCCCUCUCCCCCUUCCCCCGUAACUCCUGCGACGCCGCCUCCCGCCGUGUCCUCCCCCCGGACCGCCGGCUCGCUAAGCUCCGCUCAUCCUCUCGCUGGCGCCGCCGCUCCUCCGCGCUGGCUUCCUCAGUAUUCCCUCCGCUCCGUGGCCUCCGCCUCUUGGCCGGCUCCUCCCGCGUCCUCUGCCUCGCCGCGGGAGCCGGCAACGCCGUCGACGCGCUCCACGCAGUGGGAGUAAGCGAAGUGACCGGCAUCGACCUCGUGGAGUUCCCGCCGCUCGUCCGUCGCGCCGACCCCCAUCGCCUCCCCUUCUCCGGCGGCGCCUUCGAUCUCAUCUUCUCCGACGAUCCUGCAGGGUUCUCCGGCGCGCUCUUCCCGUCUCGCGUCGCCGCUGAGGCCGAGCGCGCUAUCCGCCAUGGCGGUGCCAUCGCGAUUGCCGUCGACCGGCAGCUGGACCCCGCCACCGUCGUCGCGCUCUUCAAGAGGUCGCGCGUCCUGGAUACCAGAGAUGUCACCUUGGAUGGCUCCCAAGUCAGGUUCUUAAUUCUUCAAAGAGGACUAAAUAUGAAAAUGCUGUUUGGAGGCCGGUAUCACGUGCUUCUGCUUUUAUUGGCAUCAGCCCCAGUCACGUAUUGGUAUCCCGUAUUUCAGCAACGAACGCCAUUUAAACACCACCGUAUUCCAGCACGGCGGGCACAGUCAUACAAAUCGCAAACACAGCCGCUGCCAUGGCUUCUUCUUCCACAGUCAGAUCCAGGGAGAGGGGCCAGCAUCUACCGCUCAUUAUGUACACGCACGAAUCAAUGAGCUACCAGAAAAAAACACAGCCAGUUGAAAACAGUAUUCUGCAUCAAUGAGCCCUCUCAUGUGCUGCCUUGCUGAUCCUAAUUCUGCGAGAUUUAACAUAGGUGCCAGUUAAUUGUUGAAUCACACACUGGACUAUGCAUCGGAAAAACAGAGACAUGUGCUCUAUAUGUCACAAUGACCUGCCAAUCACAUAUGAACAUUUGCUAUUGCAUUAGGAGCUAUCGUCAUACAGUCACAUAUUACAGUCUAGAUCCCAAGUUAAUUACGUUCACGUCCAGCAGGAGCCUUGUGCUUUUGAGACGACCACCCCCUCUUCAUCUCCAUAUUUUUUGGCCCCUGCACAGAUCAUAUCUUCGGGAGACGCUUCCUUUGAAUCGGCCGGCCCUCGUUAGCGCCGUUGUACUAACCGUUAAUCUCCUCUGUCACAUUUUCUUUCCUCCAAUCCAGCUUCCUUUUCUCCAUUGCUGGAAUCGGAAGAAAUUCAAUAUUCCAGGCCUGUAUGAUCCCACGAAUAGAAGCAACGACCAUCUCCACUCCAGCUGCCUCCUAUAGGAUAGCCCCCGCAUCCAAUCUAGUAGCCAAUCUGCAACCCAAUCCAAACGAACAUCACGCUAGAUCCAUUUUUGAAGAGACAAAUCAUACUAAAAAAGCUACCAAAACAAACAUCCUCAACAUGCCCAAACGAUUCCCAACACUAAAAAAGAACAAAAUCGUCAGAUCCGCCAGAAGAUUAGCCAGAAUCCGGCUCAUCAAAGAAGAAUUCACUUGAGAAUCUCAGCCAAAGAAAUGUAAAGCAAUCAGUAAUGUCAUAUCCUAUGGGCCUAUACAUAACAAUUUAAUGAUCCACGAGCCCCUUGCUGACGCCACAUGUAGAAAAUUAAUAUUAGCCCUGGAGGCACAUCAUAUCCCUUCAUUACCAUGCUAGGUCGAAGCCCGGGUAUACAAAUAGCUAUGGUAUAAAAUCAGCCCUAGAAGCACAUCAUGUCCCUUCAUUACCAUGUGUCUCUCAACAGUUUGUGAUGGGGCAUUUAAAGAGCAAGUGGUGACCAAUAUGAUGUUCAUGGUGAAUCUUGAUAUAGUCAUGAAAGAGCUUUGGUGAUAUAGUCUUGAAGCAAUGAAGUAAAAUGAAGAGUUCAUUAUGGCUUUUAAGAAACCAAUAUAGAGCUUGAAGUAAAGAUGUUGGUUGACCAAGAUGAAGCUCAAAGAUUGUAUCUAGAUGGUCAACAUACAAGCGCAAACAAUGUACCGCGUGGGAUCAAGUGAUCUAGUGGUAUGGUAAGUAAUUGUGAAUUGUGUUUUGUUCACUAACCCUUGUUAUGUGUUUGCUAUGUCUAUGUGGGUCAGGUGUUUCUCAUGGGCUUGCAUCAAAAGAAGGAUUUCGAGUAGCCUAUGUGAGGAUGCUAUCAAGUGGUGAUGGUCAUCGGGUUCGAGGAGUCCAAGUGCAAGAUGAGAAACCGGAGGUUAUAUGCUUUGAAGCUUGUGAUCCACAUCAAAAUAAUGUGCAUGUGAAGAUGGGCUUAAGUUAAGGCUUCCCUCAUUGCAAUAUGAGGAAUGAUUUCAAGUAUCUUCACCAAGUGAUUGUGGACAAGAAAAGGAUUAAAACUUAAGGCAAGCAUUAAAAGUCAUCAAGAAGCCCAAGUGAAAUGUGCAAGUCAAAGGUAUACCUUAGCUAGGUUUUCCUAGUUUUGUCGGUCUCAUGAUGCUUUGUGGGAGACCGGAUUAUAGGUUUGAUAGCCAUACUAUCAAGAGGGACUUUCGGGCAAGUUGCUUGAAUACGUCGCAUGUUGAGAGCUCAAACCUUUGCAGGAUUUGCAUCAUUCUUUCUUGUUGAUCUGGGACGGUUCUCUACGAGAGGACCUUGGCUUUUCUAUAGCUUUAAAACGAGCCCAAGAUCAUUGAAUUCGGAGCUCGUAUGCCAAAGUUAUGCAUGUUUGUGUUU
Molecule: messenger RNA, 2938 nt
Organism: Hordeum vulgare subsp. vulgare (domesticated barley)
Lineage: Eukaryota; Viridiplantae; Streptophyta; Magnoliopsida; Poales; Poaceae
Exons: 3
Coding region: 34-999 (321 amino acids)
Molecular function (GO): S-adenosylmethionine-dependent methyltransferase activity
Source: RefSeq, a predicted model, not a curated record